Molecule: messenger RNA, 2207 nt
Organism: Aplysia californica (California sea hare)
Lineage: Eukaryota; Metazoa; Mollusca; Gastropoda; Aplysiida; Aplysiidae
Product: WD repeat-containing protein 47
Molecular function (GO): protein binding
Source: RefSeq, a predicted model, not a curated record
GUGGAGCCCCUCCUGCGAUCCUACCUACCUAUUGAGAAGAAGGACGAAGAGAAGAACCAAAUGUCUUGCAACGACCGUCUGAUGCAGCUGGUGCUGAAGGGGAUGCUGUAUGAGUCAUGUGUAGACUACUGUCAGUCUCAGGCAACUGGUGGCCAGAACGGCUUCACCUACGCCCGUCUCCUCAAUGAUACGGGGUUCAGCGACGCAGACCUCUCCCUCCUGGCCUGGCUCCAGUGUAUUCCCUUUGAGGUCUUCUCUUGCCCCUUUGAGCAGAAGGCCGUCAGUGUGGACAUCCAGCCGCUGGUCAAGCCCUCCCUGGAGGCCUCCUGGUCAGAGCAGAUCCUAGUGACCCCCAUCAAGCCCAAGAUGUUCCCUCACACAGCCGUUCCUACGGCCCGCCCCCGCUCCGCUGAGCUCAUGACCCGCUCGCUUAACCCACAGUUUGAUGGGCUGUCCAGUGGGCUUUUGCAGGGCAAACGAGUGGAGUUUUCCAGCCCUUCAGGCCAGGCUGCCCUGUCCCAGUCCAUGCUCCCAGGCCACUCCCCAAGCAGAGUUCGCGACCCCAUGCUCAUGUCUAUGGACAAGCUCUUCUCGGAGGGCGAGGUCAUUGAUACCCAUGCCUCCAUCCCCGAGGAGCUGAAGGGGUCACCGAGGGCCAAGGUAAACUCUUCCAAGCCGGGCAGUCCAGCACCUGCUAACCGCCCUGCCCCUGUGCGGUCAUCGUCCCCGACUCGGAGUGGUUCCAUUUCCUCGGAGAAGUCAGCAACAGGGGAGGGUGCCCCGCGGGGUUCUCAGGCUAGCAGUGCGAAGGACUCCAGUAAUGAAUUGUACAGAGAGUACCAGAGGCAAAGACAGAGACUGCAGGAGCAGUUGGAGUUACAGGAGAAACAGCGUGAGUUAUACCAAAAGGAACUAAUGGAGAUAGAGCAGAAGGCUCAGCGAGCCAUGGGAGAAGACCUGGAGGACAACCGACUGCAGGAGGAGUUCUUGCUGUCACAGUCAGAGAUCCCGCCCCUAGUGCCGGGGGCUGUGACCACACCACCCGUGACGUCUGCCGGCGGUGUCGGUGGGGCCAAGUCCAAACUGAAGACCACAGGCAUCAGUGACCAGCGGUCAGCCGGAGGUCUGAGUCGGGCCAACUCGGUCAGAGAGCAGAAAGCCGGCCCGGGCAAAGGUGUGGUCAGUGCCGUGGGACAGAAUGCCACUCGGAGAGCCUCGGCUGAUUCGGUUAAAGCCAGCAAGCCCCGUUUCGUAGCAGUGACCAAGCUAGAAGACUGCCAGGCUGUUCGAACCAUCGCCUUCCACCCCACAGGAAACUUCUACGCCAUCGGCUCCAACUCCAAGAUGCUGCGGAUCUGUGCCUUCCCCAAUCUGGGCAAUCUCAGGUCCAGGUAUGGAGCUGAGCUUCCACGACGGGACGGUGCGUGACCUUGUUUUCAUGCAGGACGUGACCAACCAAUCGUCUCUUCUGGUCAGUGGUGGGGCCGGGGACUGCAAGAUCUACGUCACGGACUGUCACAGUGGAGCGCCCAUACGGGCCAUGGCUGGACAUACGGGCCACAUCUACUCCCUCCACACGUGGGGCGGCUGUAUGUUUGUGAGUGGCUCCCAGGACAAGACGGCCAGGUUCUGGGACCUGAGAGCCUCCACACCCAUCACGGUGGUGCCUGCACCCUCAGGCAGCCCAUUUGCCUCUGUGUGUGUGGACCCGUCUGGACGUCUGCUGGUCUCGGGCCAUGAGGAUGGGAUGGUCAUGCUCUACGACAUACGAGGGGCCAAGGUUGUGCAAAGUUUCCAGCCCCACAGUGGGGAAUGUCGCUCAGCCAGGUUCUCCAACAACGCUUACUACCUGCUGACUGUAGCGUAUGACCAGAGGAUUGUGGUCACUGACCUGCAUGGUGACCUGCUUCGUCCCCUGCCCAGUGUAGUUGUGGGAGAGCACCGGGACAAGGUGAUCCAAGGUCGCUGGCACCCCACACAGUUCGCCUUUGUCACCACCAGCGCAGACCGUGCUGCUGUCUGCUGGGGGCUGCCUUCUAUCCACUCCUAGUUCUGGCCUCUCUCUAUCCACGCUUUGUGCUGAACCAGCUGCUACAGUACGGAGGAGAAGAGGCGGAGGAGAGGAUAGAAGUGCGGAUGGCUGGCGGGUGCUCUGGUGUGGUUUGCUCCUUCUUUCCUAUUAAAUAUCAAUCUUCCUUAUCUCUCCU